This is a messenger RNA of Apaloderma vittatum (bar-tailed trogon), 3772 nucleotides long. It is a transcript of the gene ZBTB38, whose product is annotated as zinc finger and BTB domain containing 38. Gene Ontology annotation, molecular function: protein binding. The transcript is spliced from 2 exons. Gene Ontology annotation, biological process: regulation of immune system process; negative regulation of transcription by RNA polymerase II; regulation of cytokine production. Bases 1 to 3630 code for a protein of 1209 amino acids. NCBI's taxonomy places the organism in Eukaryota, Metazoa, Chordata, Aves, Trogoniformes, Trogonidae. The record is from RefSeq and is a predicted model, not a curated record.
AUGAGCAAGUCAGAUGUAAUCUCAGACAUUGUCAAUGAGAAAAAAGAAUCAGUUAUGACAGUCAUGUCCCAUUCAAAGGAUCUCAAGGACGACUUCCACAGUGAUACUGUUCUUUCCAUUUUAAAUGAACAGCGCAUUCGGGGUAUUUUAUGUGAUGUCACCAUAAUUGUGGAAGAUACCAAAUUUAAAGCCCAUAGUAACGUGCUGGCAGCUUCAAGCCUGUACUUUAAAAACAUUUUUUGGAGUCGUACUAUCUGUAUUUCAGGUCAUGUACUGGAGUUAGAUGAUCUCAAGGCUGAAGUGUUUACAGAAAUACUGAAUUACAUCUACAGUUCCACAGUAGUUGUUAAGAGGCAGGAGACUGUAACGGACCUUGCAGCUGCAGGGAAAAAACUGGGAAUAUCAUUUCUAGAAGAUCUUACAGAUGUUAAUUUUUCAAGUUCCCCUUGUCCCUAUGCAUACUGUAUUAAUGAAAAAGGGACUGUCAAAGAGGAAAAACAUGAAAAGAGACAUGAAGAUUCUGCUGUGACAAAUGGACCACGAAUUACAAAUGCAUUCUCAAUUUUUGAAACAGAAAACAGUUUGUUUUCUCCACUUGAUUUGAGGGCAAACUUUAAAAAGGUAUCUGAGACAAUACAAGCUCCCAACAUCAGCUUCGAUAGAAGCAAUGUUUGCAAAGAUGCUGAGCCUACCAGCACACUGGCUGAACACUCCUAUGCAGUUUCUUCUGGGGGAGAUAAUUUUCAAGGAACACCUUUUCUUGAACAGGACAGCAGCCCUUCAUACAAGAUGGGUGAAGAUCACUAUCAAAAUCUCCAAGCCACACCACUCAUUCAGCCAGGAAAACAAGCAUGUAGUUCUCCUAAGACAGCUUUUAAGCCCCAGGGUACUACUGGUUUGGCUAUAGCAAAAGUACGAGCCUCUACAGUAACCACUGCAGAAGCCCAACGUGAAGCAGUUGCUGAUCAGACAAUUAUUUCUGUCCCAAAACCUCAGAAUAAAGCAGAUUUCCAUUUAUCCAGAGAAGAGGAAAACAAUUCUGCUAAUGUUUCUGGAUCCUUAGCAACUGUGGUUCCACCUGCUUACAGUCGUAACUGUUGUGCAAAAUCAUUCAAUGACAGGGCACUACUCAGUACUCAUCUUCAGGUCCAUUCAGAGCAUCAGGAAACUGUCAUAUGCAAAUACUGCAGCAAACAAUUUGCAAAUUUAAAUAUACUGGAAAGUCAUGAACAAGUCUGCAUGAGAUCAAGUAGCUUAUCGGUUCACAAUGGAAAUGAACAAAAUUUUGCAGAUAACUGUACUGCUACAGACAGAAGGAAUGGAAGUUCAUAUGCAAAUGCAGAGUCUCUAUUGUCUGAAAGCAGCGUUACUGAUUAUUCUAAUGCAAACUGCACUUUACCAGAAACAGAUCAUUUGGUUAAAGUUGUUGAUGGGCAGAUACUAUAUACUUGUGUUGUUUGCAAGCGUAGUUAUGUAACAUUGUCUAGCCUUCGAAGACAUGCAAAUGUGCAUUCAUGGAGAAGAACAUACCCGUGUCACUACUGCAGUAAAGUAUUUGCAUUAGCUGAAUAUCGCACCAGACAUGAGAUCUGGCACACAGGAGAAAGACGGUAUCAAUGCAUUUUCUGUCUGGAGACUUUUAUGACUUACUAUAUAUUAAAAAAUCAUCAAAAGUCUUUCCAUGCAAUUGACCAUCGUCUCUCAGUGAAUAAAAAAACAGCCAAUGGAGGCUUAAAACCAAAUAUGUACCCAUACAAACUUUAUCGACUUUUACCUAUGAAAUGCAGGCGACUACCUUAUAAGUCCUACCGAAAUUCUUCAUAUGAAAAUGUUCAGACAAAUAGCCAGGUUAAUGAAACUGCUUCUACUAACUGUUUUGUUCCUAGUUCUCUUAGCUCUGAGCUACCACCACUCAAUUUUCAAAGUAAUAUUAUAGCGAACAACAGAACCCUUGCCUUGGAUACAUCUUCAUGCAGUGAUACAGCAUCUUCUAGAAAUACUCAGAAUUCUUCCUCUUGGGGAGUAGGUAUCUUAAAUUCUAACCUGCAAAGGGACUUUUUCACAGCUGAAAAAAGAGUUUCCACUGCAGCAAAUGACUCUGGUUCUCAGGAGUGUGAUACCUCAGCUGUGUCUUUAACUAAUGCGAAUGAAAAUUCAACCUCUGUCAUCAGUUACAGCAGUUCUGCACCCUCUGUUAUAAUGCACAGUAGCAGAGUUUCAUCAGUAAUAAUGCACAGUAGAACAGUCACUUGUGUAGAAAACAGUAAACUAGAAUCUUCCAGUAAUAUACCUAGUCAGUCUGUAACUGACGAUUGUAAAUAUGGAUCAGAUAAUUAUGGGAAGUGCAUUACAAAAUCAAAAACUGUUAAGGAGAAGAAGAAAACACUGCUGUACAACAGAGCAGAAGCAAUUGAGGAUACACAGCAUGUGUCAGGAUCUGGAAGUUUGUCUAGCAAAACAACAAAUACUGUCCAAGAAGUAAGUAAAACUGAAACAUACAUUGCAAAGCCUGCCUUACCUGGAACAUCUGCUGACAGCAACGUUGCACCUCUUUGUCAAAUAACAGUAAAAAUUGGUGAUGAGGCUAUUGUAAAAAGACACAUACUAGGAUCUAAGCUAUUUUGUAAAAGGGGCAGAAAAUCUAAACAUGAGUCCAAACAGGACAAUCUAAUUGAGGAAUCAGAAAUGGAGAUAAAAGAAAGGAGCCCGUCUAGGCAGUAUAGCUCAGAGUGCCUGGAGCUGACAGAAAUGUGUGAUGAUUUAAGUGACCAGGACUCCAGUGAUAAACCCUGGAGACCCUAUUAUAAUUACAAACCCAAAAAAAAAUCCAAACAGCUAAGAAAAAUGAAAAAGACCAAAUGGAGGAAAAAGCGCAGAAGCAAGAACACCAUUAUGGAAAGCCAUAACACAUGCAGUCGAGAGUACGUGCUCAGGAAUGCUUCUGAGGAAAAGGCAGGCAGUCAAGAAGAGACCACGGAAAUGCCUCAUCUUCAUUGUGAGCUUUGUGAAAGAGAUCAGUCUUCCACUGCAGAAAUUCAAGACCAUGUACACUGGCACGUAGCGUCUUCAAAGCCUUAUAUUUGUGAAUUAUGCCAAAAAAAAUUUCAAAGUCCAUCCACUUUAAAAAUGCAUAUGAGGUGUCACACUGGAGAAAAGCCCUACACUUGUAAAACCUGUGGUAAAUGUUUCUCAGUUCCUGGAAAUCUACAGAAACAUGAACGUAUUCACUUGGGUAUCAAAGACUUUGUCUGCCAAUACUGUAAUAAGGCAUUCACUUUAAAUGAAACACUCAAAAUACAUGAAAGAAUUCAUACUGGAGAAAAACGCUACCACUGUCAGUUUUGCUUUCAGAGCUUCUUGUAUCUUUCAACCAAAAGGAACCAUGAGCAAAGGCAUGUACGUGAGCAUAAUGGAAAAGGAUACGCUUGCUUUCAGUGCCCCAAAAUUUGCAAGACAGCAGCUGCUCUGGGAAUGCACCAGAAGAAACAUCUAUUCAAAACUCCAGGUCCACAAGAUAGAAAAGAACAAUUUUGCAAUGAAAGCACUAAACUUUUGAAAAAUCCACAUUUCCCUGGCUCAGAAAGUGAAGUAAAAAAUGUGCAAAGUGUAGCUCCAGAAGUUACACUUUGAGUUACAGUUGUGCAAAAGAGAAAAAAAAAAUCCAAAACUACACAUUGGAGCAAAUAUGAAUGCAUUGAAUGAGGAAAGGUCUUCACUCAAAUUACUAUAAUUUACUAAUACUAAUUUUCUGCAUCUAAACAUAUGUCCUAUA